Messenger RNA from Acanthaster planci (crown-of-thorns starfish), 2904 nucleotides. RefSeq lists its product as uncharacterized. The record is from RefSeq and is a predicted model, not a curated record. NCBI's taxonomy places the organism in Eukaryota, Metazoa, Echinodermata, Asteroidea, Valvatida, Acanthasteridae.
GCUAAUGUCGAACUGAAUGUGGACUCGGUGGUUGUGUCUCUUCCUCCGGAUGCCAUCAUUUCUGAUGGCAUUCUUCAGGAUUUGACUUUCAACCUGGACUUCAUCCCAUCCCCUGGCUCGGCUGCGCCAGUCAACAGUGCCGGAUUGGACCGCUACGAGGUCAAAGGUUUCCUCUCUGUUGAUGCGUCUGGAUCUGUCCAAGUCGCCACAGAGGUCGUAACUCUGACCCCAGCUCAGGACUCCAUGGACGUUGCUGACAGCGUAGUCUCAACAUUCCUUGACCUGACUGUGACCCUUGACCUGACAGGAGUCAGCUGUGCAGGGGGAAUCUAUACCCAUUUCUGUGCAGAACUUCAGCCAUCUGUUGAAGCAUCUAAAAUCUGGAAGCAAUCUGACAGUGCCGUAACAAUCGGUUGCUUCCCCAUCUGCUGUGCUGAAUCUGUUGAUGUCAACCUUGAUGGUCUGACCAUCGACUGGCCAACUAGUCUCAUUAUCCAUGACGGUGGGGUCGCCAACAUAUUCCUGUGUAUCUACCUGAGCACCACACAGGCCGCGGACGUCAUCAAUGCCAUUCCCAAUGGGGUUGACCGCUAUGAAAUCACCACAUGGCUGGCUCAAGACUCGGCGGGUAACGGGGCGGUGGCCACCACCAAGGCGCAAAUUCUGGAGAAGUUCCAACUGCAAGAACUGACCAAUGGUGUGCAGUUCAUGCUUGCCGAGGUUGAUGUUGAGUUCGACUUAACGUACAUCGACUGUCACGAGAUCCACAUCUGGGAUGUGUGUAUCGACAUCCAGCCCGCACCUCCAGCACGAUGUUACUGGAAUCAACUCCCUACUGCAAUCAACCAAAUAUGUACACCAAUCUACUGUGUCCGUAAGUGCCAACAUGAUGCCUGUGGAAAUUGGGUCAAAAGGAAAAAUAUGGUAGUUAUGUGGACGAACUUUCUUUCUGCUCAUAUUUCAGCCAAUGUUGAACUCAAUGUUAACGUGCUGGACAUCACCACGCCGCAAUACGUUGUUGACGGUGGUGUCACAUCUUUGACAUUUGACCUGAAAUUCACCCCUACAACUGGGUCAUCACCUCCAGUAAACAAUGCCGGUGAUGAUCGCUACCUUGUGAUGGUUUACUUAGCACAGAAUCUACACGGAGAUUACCCUGCCGCAUUUGCUGAGGCAGUUCUGACUCCAGCCCAGAAGAAACUGGACAUCACUGACAAUGUCCAGUCUGUGUUUGCGUCACUGACCGUCAACCUCGACCUCACUGGUGUGGACUGCUCUACGGCCAAGUAUAAGUACAUUUGCGCCAAUCUGCUGCCCUCCAUAGCCGCCAACAGGAAAUGGGCUCAGUCUUCCGAAGCCAUCAUUACUGCCUGUGCAAGUGUGCCCUGUGUCUCGUGUCACGAUGAAUACCAGACGUACGGUGAUGGUGUAUGGCAUUUCAUCUUCGGUCAUCUCCAGACAAGUCACAUCACCUUUGCGGUGAGAGCCAGCAGCUAUGCCCACGUGGGCCUAUCUGCCGAAAACAAACAUCUGCCAGUUAUGUACGAGAUCAUCUUUGGUGGCUACAGCAAUAGCAUGGUGCUCCUGAGGAGAAAGACGGAUGGUGAUUUUGUCGCUUCGGCCGCGCUGGCUGGUGUCCUGUCUCAACACGAGUAUCGCACAUUUUGGAUUUGGUGGCACCAUGCCACAAUCAUCGUUGGCAUUGGCAGUUCGCACGAACCCAUCCUGACCUACACUGACCCUGAUCAGCUGUGGAUCAAGUACUUUGGUUUUGCUACUUCCUACCAAAGCAUUGGUUACUGGCAUUUCUGCAAUGUUGAGUAUGGCGGCCUUCCUCCACAUAUCGUCUACCCUCCAAUUUCAGACUGUGAUGUGUAUGUCCCCACGCACACCUAUGGCAGUGAUCCGUACCAGUACAUAUGGAAUACAGGCCUUCUUCAAAGCCAUACAAUUCACUUUCAGGUCUAUGCAUACUCCAACGUCUACAUUGCCCUGUCUGCUGAGAACAACAACCUACCUGACAUGUAUGAGAUCAUUAUUGGAUCCUCACAUGGUGUUGGGGUGUCAAUCGCCCGCUGCGCUGGCUGUAGCCCUGUGGCGUAUGCCGCUCAUCCAUGGGUCUUGAAUUUCUACUCCUUCACCAGUUUCUACGUGAGCGUCUCUCCAGAUGGCACCAUCACUAUCAGCUAUACCAGUGCCCAGUACAUCUUACUGACCUGGCAGGAUCCUAAUCCUCUACCAGUCUCUUACUGCGGAUAUUGCACUGGAGGCCAACAUAACGUUGGACUCUGGCGGUUCUGUGGAAUCGAUUCUCUCCUCCCAUGAAAGAAUUGAUACCCACACGUUUGGUGUUCCAGAGAUUCAAGCAUCAUGACUACAUUAAUUGGAAUAGUAACCAUAGAAUGACAUACUAAACUGAAACAUGAAUAUUAUCUCUCCAAUAAACAUAACUGACGACAUAUGUGGACACGGUGACUGAAAAAAACUGGCAGAUUUUCAGGCUCUUUUUAUCAGCUAUUGUGCUACCCUGCAUGUAGAGGAAUCACACCUCAUGUUUCAGUACUGUUCAAAUAAUGGAUAGUAUAAUUGAAUAAUUGAGACAAUUUAAUUUCAUCACUGACGAGCCUGCAAAACAGUACACAUGCUGAAAAUGGAGGGAAGACUGACUUGUUCUAUGGUGUGUCACCAGGAGUUACAGUAAGCUUCACUUAUUUUCUUCUUUGAAAAGCAGAUGAUGAUGUUAAGUCAAUGGUUUAGAAAUAUUGAGCGCUUAAUAAAUGUGUGAUCAGGCAAAUGAGAAUUUGUGCUCGUGUUGCUUGAAUUUUGAAUGAUGUGUCAUUAGUUUUUGCAUUAGGUCCGUUGCAAUGCCUAAACCAAGCUGAAAAGAGGGCUCACAUUUUAAAA